Bipolaris oryzae ATCC 44560 is the source of this 732-nucleotide messenger RNA. Its product is annotated as glycosyltransferase family 2 protein. The coding region runs from base 1 to 732 and encodes 243 amino acids. Gene Ontology annotation, biological process: protein O-linked glycosylation via mannose; GPI anchor biosynthetic process. Gene Ontology annotation, molecular function: dolichyl-phosphate beta-D-mannosyltransferase activity. The record is from RefSeq and is a predicted model, not a curated record. The transcript has 2 exons. Lineage: Eukaryota; Fungi; Ascomycota; Dothideomycetes; Pleosporales; Pleosporaceae. Gene Ontology annotation, cellular component: endoplasmic reticulum membrane.
AUGGCACCCGAGGCGAGCAAGAACAAGUACUCUGUACUUUUGCCCACAUACAGUGAGCGCCGCAACCUCCCUAUUAUAACAUGGCUGCUCAACAAGACAUUCACCGAGAACAACCUCGAUUGGGAACUUAUCAUUGUCGACGACGGCUCUCCAGACGGUACCCAAGAAGUCGCUGCCCAGCUCCAAAAGGUCUACUCCCCCGAACGCAUCCAGAUCCGCGCACGCGCAGGCAAAUUGGGUCUCGGCACGGCCUACGUUCACGGCCUGCAAUUCGCAACUGGCAACUUUGUCAUCAUCAUGGACGCGGAUUUCUCCCAUCACCCCAAGUUCAUCGCGCCCAUGAUUGCGCUCCAAAAGACGAAGAACUACGACAUUGUUACCGGGACGCGGUAUGCGGGCAACGGCGGCGUCUACGGCUGGGAUCUGAAGCGCAAGUUUGUUAGCAGGGGUGCGAAUCUGUUCGCGGAUACUGUCCUCAGGCCCGGCGUGAGCGAUCUCACAGGCUCCUUCAGGCUGUACAAGAAGGAGAUUCUGCAAAAGGUUAUCCGGAGCACAGAGAGCAAAGGAUAUACGUUCCAGAUGGAGAUGAUGGUGCGUGCGAAGGCUAUGGGAUGCACGGUUGCCGAGGUUCCGAUUUCGUUUGUUGAUCGCCUUUACGGCGAGAGCAAACUUGGUGGCGAUGAGAUUGUAGAGUAUGCCAAGGGCGUCUUGAACCUCUGGUUAAAGGUCUAG